Molecule: messenger RNA, 1622 nt
Organism: Pseudogymnoascus verrucosus
Lineage: Eukaryota; Fungi; Ascomycota; Leotiomycetes; Thelebolales; Thelebolaceae
Exons: 1
Coding region: 1-1446 (481 amino acids)
Molecular function (GO): hydrolase activity, hydrolyzing O-glycosyl compounds
Source: RefSeq, a predicted model, not a curated record
AUGCGCUUCCACGCAUUUCUAGGAUUUGCUGUGGUUUUAAUCCAAAGUCCCCACACGGCAGCCGAUUAUACCACAACCAUCAACGCCCAGUCUAAUCGCGGAACCUGGGAUGGGUGGGGGACGUCGCUCGCAUGGUGGGCCAAGAAAUUCGGCGAUCGUGCAGAUCUAGCCGAUAUAUUGUUCACCUUGAAGACGACGACACUGUUAGGACUAAACCUGCCUGGCUUAGGGUUCAACAUCGCACGCUACAAUGCCGGCGCAUGUAGCUCGAACACCUACGAUAGCACGAGCAUGGCAGUGUCAGCGAACAUUAAAAGCUCAAGACAAGUCGAUGGCUACUGGAUUAACUGGGCCAGUGAGGACCCGACGUCGUCGAGUUGGAACUGGUCUGUCGAUGGAACGCAGCGCCAGGCUCUUCGCAAUGCGAUAGACAGAGGAGCAAACAGAAUUGAGCUGUUCUCUAACUCACCCAUGUGGUGGAUGUGCAAGAAUAAGAAUCCGUCUGGCGCUAGUGAUGGAAGUGAGAACAUUCAGUCCUGGAAUUUGGAGCAGCACGCUAUAUACAUGGCCAACGUUGCCAAGUAUUUCAAGGACAACUGGAAUGUGCAAUUUGAGUCUGUCGAUCCAUUUAACGAGCCUUCUGCCACUUGGUGGAACUCCGCCGGCACGCAGGAAGGUUGUCAUUUCAACGUGGCCACCCAAGCUACUGUCAUCAACCACCUUCAUAAUCACCUAGCCAGUCGUGGGCUUUCAACCGUAAUUUCGGCAUCGGACGAGUCUUAUUUUGACCAGGCUGUUACAAAUUUGCAAACCAUUGGAAGCACUGCGAUUGGCCAAAUCUCGCGCGUCAACGUCCACGGCUAUCAGGGAGGAUCAGGAAGAAGGGAUACGUUAUAUAGCCUGGCAUCUGCUGCCGGCAAGAAACUUUGGAACAGCGAAUAUGGGGAUGGAGUCGGUUCUGGUCUCGAUAUGACCUCUAACCUCCUCCUGGAUUUCAGGUGGCUGCUCCCCACGGGAUGGGUCUACUGGCAAGCACUCGAUGGGAGCGGCUGGGGGCUUGUACAAGCAGACAACGACUCCGGUCAGAUCACCGCAGUCAACCAAAAGUACUGGGUCCUGGCGCAGUUUUCGCGACAUAUCCGCCCUGGCAUGCGCAUUCUCGAUGGUGGCAACUCUAACGUGGUUGCUGCAUACGAUGCCAGCAGCAAGAAGCUCGUCAUUGUCGCUGCCAACUAUGGCACAGCUCAGUACAUCAAUUUCGAUCUGUCUGGGUUCUCCCAGCGCCCCGCAAACGGCGCCGCGGUGGUUCGUUGGAAUACACAGAUUGAUGGCGGCGACAGAUAUGUGCAGUAUUCUUCCGACACAGUCAUGAGCGGAACUAAGUUCUGGUCGUAUUUCUCCACGAAUAGCGUGCAGACCUUCGAGCUCACUGGCGUCGUCCUGUGAAAUGUAUCUGGCUUUCAUCUUCAAAUAGCAAUGUAAAUAUCUGGAUAUUCAUCACGCUGGAAUGAGACACUAUUUGCAAGUGUACCCACGUAGCUAAAACUUGUUAUAUUUUGACUUGAAGUUAAAAGGAAAACUAUCAACCCCCACAAACUCAAUAUCAAUUCAAUAUUCUCGAC